Messenger RNA from Gavialis gangeticus (Gharial), 926 nucleotides. It is a transcript of the gene IL12A, whose product is annotated as interleukin 12A. The record is from RefSeq and is a predicted model, not a curated record. The transcript is spliced from 4 exons. Gene Ontology annotation, biological process: immune response. Gene Ontology annotation, molecular function: growth factor activity; interleukin-12 receptor binding. Gene Ontology annotation, cellular component: extracellular region. NCBI's taxonomy places the organism in Eukaryota, Metazoa, Chordata, Crocodylia, Gavialidae. The annotation marks the transcript as partial.
UUUACACAGGGUCUUGGCACACUAGGAUUUGAAUGUACCCUUGAAGAAGUUGACCUUGAAGAUAUCACUAAGAAUCAAUUCAACACAAUAAAAGCUUGUAUAUCAGAGGCUUCAGAGACUGGAAAUUGUGAAGUACUGGAAAAAGCUGAUUUUGAUGAGACUAAAUGCCUGAAAGGGAUCUCUGAAGACCUGAAGCUAUACAAGGGAGAGUUUAGGAGUUUCAGUAAUCAAAAGAUACUGGAUGCUAUUGACCAAAUGAUGCAGGCUUUGAAUAUCAACAGUGUGAGUGUGCCGCAACCAGCUUCCAACACAGGAUCUCCUUCUUUUAAGGACAGAUUGAGGCUAUGCAGUGUUCUCCAGGCUUUCCUUAUUCGCGCUAUGACCAUAAACAGAAUGAUAAACUACUUGAAUUCUCUGGGAAAACUCAUAAGCACUGAGAGCUAGAUGCACUUUCUCUAUUUACAUUUGACCAAAGCUUUUUUUUUUUUUUUAAGUGGGGAGGAGGCAGCGAGCAGGGACGACUAUGCUAAGUUCCAUUCACUGCCAGACCUCUGUUUGAAGUCAAUGUAAUUUGUAGACAUGCAGGACUGGAACCUGCAUUUAAAGGUAUAAUAACAUAGCUACAAAAGCUCUUCAGGGAAUAAGCAUGUAUGUUACAAAGUGUCUUAUGAAACAAGCCUUCUUGAGCAAAUUGCUAUCUAUACCUUCCAAGCUGAGAUUCUAAAUUCCUGCAUUCUUACAAAAUAAGCUCUAUUUUACCAAAAUAUUCUCAAACUACCAAACACUCAAGUAUAAUUUAUUUAUAUUGAAUAUUUUAUUUAUUCAGUGGUGUUUUUCAUUAAAUUAUUGUACACAUUGAAAUAUACUAUUUAUAUUAUACCUAACUUAUUUGUUAUAAUAUUCCUGACUUAUUUAUUAUAUUUAUU